Messenger RNA from Pteronotus mesoamericanus, 2959 nucleotides. RefSeq names its product tripartite motif containing 4 (gene TRIM4). Gene Ontology annotation, molecular function: ubiquitin protein ligase activity; zinc ion binding; protein binding. Bases 81 to 1586 code for a protein of 501 amino acids. The record is from RefSeq and is a predicted model, not a curated record. The transcript is spliced from 8 exons. Gene Ontology annotation, biological process: protein ubiquitination. NCBI's taxonomy places the organism in Eukaryota, Metazoa, Chordata, Mammalia, Chiroptera, Mormoopidae. Gene Ontology annotation, cellular component: cytoplasm.
UCCCCCACUCGCCUGCAGCUUGCAGGCCACUCUCGCGCCUCAAGGCGGGGCCGACUCUGGCUCUGGAGAAGAGAAGCGUCAUGGCUGCGGAAGACCUCCAAGAGGAGCUGACCUGCUCCAUCUGCUUGGAGUAUUUCCAGGAUCCGGUGUCCAUAGAGUGCGGCCACAACUUCUGUCGCGGCUGCCUGCGCCGCAGCUUGGAACAGGGCCGCAGCCGGCUGUCCUGCCCCGAGUGCCGGCAGCCGUCGUCGCCCUCCGCACUGCGGCCCAACUGGGCCUUGUCCCAGCUGGCGGAGAAGGCGCGGCGCCGGCGCCGGGUUCCCAAGACCGAUGGCCUGUGCGACCGCCACGGGGAGCCCCUGCGGCUCUUCUGCGAGGACGACCAGCGGCCCGUGUGCUUGGUGUGUAGGGAGUCCCAGGACCACCAGAACCACACCAUGGCGCCCGUGGACGAGGCCUUCGAGAGCUACAGGACAGGAAACAUAUCACUUUGGUAUCUAUGGGGAUGGAGAAGACCAAUUAGACUGCUGUUGCGCCAUUUCAAGCAGGAGGAGAAACUCCUUAAGACUAAACACAGUCUAACGGACAAGAUGGAGAAAGCCAUGCAGUUACAGGACACGGAAAUGAAGAAUGCUGCAGAAUGGAAGGACAAGAUGAAUAGUCAGCAGUUGACAGUCAGUGCACAGUUCGCAAAGCUACACCACUUCCUGGCUGAAGAAGAGCAACAGUUUCUUCAGAGGAUAAGCGAAGAAGAAAAAGAGGCAAAAAAGAAACAGGCUGAGAACACAUUAAGGCUCAACGAGAUAAUCACUUCCUUAAAGAAGCUCAUCUUAGAGGUAGAGAAGAAGAGCCAGGGCUCCAUCCUGGAGUUGCUUCAGAAUCCGAAAGGUCUUUUGACCAGGAGUGAGAACCAGGAUGUAGACUAUUCCCUUGAAGUUCUACAGGUGAAGGUUGAGUGCCCUGUACCAAUGAUGAAGGAAAUGCUGAAGCGAUUCCAAGUGGCUGUGAGUUUAGCUGAAGACACAGCUCAUCCCAAACUUGUCUUCUCCCAGGAAGGGAGGUACGUGCAAAAUGGAACAUCAUCCGGUUCUUGGCCAGUACUUUCUACAGCAUGGAACUACUUUACUGCACGGAGGAAUCCUCAGCAGACCACACAGUCCGUGAAGAGAUUUCAACACUUACCCUGUGUUUUGGGAAAAAACGUUUUCACUUCAGGGAAACAUUACUGGGAAGUUGAGAACCGAGAUAGCCUGAUGAUUGCUGUGGGGGUGUGUCGGGAGGAUGUCUUGGGGAUUGUUAAUAAUUCAAGACUAUCCCCUGAUGUGGGCAUCUGGGCUAUUUGUUGGAGUUCCACCUGCUAUUGGCCCCUAACAGAUAACCCUGUAAUUUCCACCAGUUCAGAGCCAGCCCUUCAACGAGUGGGAGUUUUCUUAGAUUAUGAGGCUGGAGAUAUCUCAUUCUACAAUGCUGUGGAUGGAGUGCACCUGCACACUUUUUCUUGCUCUUUUGUCUCACAUCUCCGGCCAUUUUUUUGGUUGAGCGUUUUAGCAUCUUUAUUCCUCCCACCAGUUACUGGUGGGAAAUGAAGCUAUUCUUUCCCUGCCCAAGAAUCCUGACCUAUAUCCCAGCCCAGGGACAUCCAUCCUCUUCUUUCACUUUGUGCAUGUUGGUCCUUGGUAGUACAUCAGUUUAUUCAGACUCCAAUUUCAUGUUUUGUUCAACUCCUAUGUUCUGCACAUAGAUAGAUAUGGCAGACCUUGUUGUUGACUUUCUAGUAGCCAUUUGCCCCACUUCUCUGCUUUUUUUAUUUCUGGCUCAUUCUAAAUGAACUGUUUGGUAUGUGCUCUCUAUGUGCGGCAGGAGAAGCAGUCCCAUGUCAGGGUAUUAGGACCAAUGAGAUAGGAUGGGAAGUUUUCCAAGGUGGGGAAACUUUCUGGAGAAUGUUUUCGUAGCUUCUAAAAGGAGGUAUUUGGGACGACAGCCCCCUUUCUGAUGUUAGCAGUUGUAUGGAAACUGAAGAAAGUACAGUAAUAAAAGAAGAAACAUAGCCUUCAUUGGCAUUGUUAAACUUGGAAAUUUCCUAAUCCCAAACUUCUCAUUAUAUGAGAUUAUUGCUCCCUUUUUGCAUAAGGCAAUUUUAGUUGCCUUUUGGUUAGUUGCAGUCUGAAGUAUCCUUACUGGUGCUAUAGGCAUACAGCAUGGACUCUCACAGUUUAGGCUUAGGUCACUUUUUCUGAAACUUGACAAAUUUAUAGAAUCCAAAUUCAGUUCAGUUGCAUAAUUCCUCUUUCCAGUAAGUACUGAAACCCCUCACUUUUCUGGAUCAGAAAACAGACAGUCCUCCCUUUCUCUGCCCAUGCUAUUCCUCUUCUUCACCUGACCAGGUUUCAGCCUUCAGGUGUUCAUUAUGCUAUCCAUUUGUCAAAUUCAUAUAUUGUAUAUACAAGUUUAUUAAUAUAUUGAAAAUGUUGAAAAACACUUAAGUAUUUACAUUGUGCUAACCUCUUCACAUAAUGCUUUCAUACGAAUCUUGUAACAGCUCGGUGAGAUGGAAAUUAAAAUCCUAUUUUUAGAAGUGAGAAAACAAACCUGUAAAGUAACUCACUCAUUGCUUAACUGGCAAAUGGGAGUGUUGGGAUUAAAUUCAGAUCUGUUUGAGAUGGAGGUCAAACACUUUUUUCUGCUUUACUUUUUUGUUUUUUGGAUUUAAGUAAAUCUCAAAUCAACUUAUAUUUGUAAGCAUUUAUUGAAUGCAAUUGUGGGUCAGCAUCAUCUUUGUUUAUUUUCAUGUUUUUAUCCUAUAUAUGUGUUUUUGUCACUUUACCUUUCUACUCUUGGUUGUACACACUCAAGAGGAUUGUGAAUUACUUUAAAAAUAAUGAUUGUUUUUCUCUUUAUAAAAAUUGUGAAUUUAUUGUAGAAAAUUUAGAAUGUAUAAAAAAGUGUAAAGAAAAUUAAA